GCCCAGCCCAGCCCAGCCCAGCGAGUGUUGCGGAGGCGGUGGCCGGCCAAACCUCACUUCUCCCUCUGCCAGCCGUCGCUCCAGGCUGCUUUCUGCCCGGUCUGCCUCCUUGAAACCCCUGCCAAGAUGCCUUCCCAGCUGGAGCAUGCUAUGGAGACUGUCAUGUUUACCUUCCACAAAUUUGCCGGCGACAAGAACUACCUAACCAAGGAGGACCUGCGGGUGCUGAUGGAAAAAGAGGUGCCGGGGUACAUGGAGAAUCAGAAGGACCCCAUGGCCAUCGACCGGAUCAUGAAGAACCUGGAGGAAUGCCGGGACGGCAAAAUCAGCUUUGAAGGCUACCUGUCCCUCUUUGCCGGGUUGACCAACGGCUGCAACGAGUAUUACGUUAAGAAAAUGAAGCCGACGGGAAAGAAGUUCUGAAGACUCAGACUGGCUCUUUCCCAAGCACUGACGGCCCGUUUUGGCCCAGGGAGAGCUUCAACGGUGCUCGCCACGCGCGCCCUCGCCUGCCUGAUCCCCCGUCCAAGCCAGUCCAUUCUGCUUCGAAGCAGCACGUGUUGUCCCAGACCUAACCACCAGAGCUGACAACGUCCAGGAGAAACUAACCCCUAAUAUCAAAUUGUGAAAAACACACAUAACAGGCCAUCUUGUUUCCACCAGGAAAUGCGCUUCGGUUUGCCCUCAUGCUGUGUCCUAGGCCCAAAAAUAAAUCUCUCUUUUUUUUUGUA
Thamnophis sirtalis is the source of this 731-nucleotide messenger RNA. It is a transcript of the gene S100A10, whose product is annotated as S100 calcium binding protein A10. Gene Ontology annotation, molecular function: calcium ion binding; calcium-dependent protein binding. The record is from RefSeq and is a predicted model, not a curated record. Gene Ontology annotation, cellular component: cytoplasm. NCBI's taxonomy places the organism in Eukaryota, Metazoa, Chordata, Lepidosauria, Squamata, Natricidae.